CAAAGCCCCAUUUUCACAAUUUCACACCUUACUUGUGCCGGUUAAUCGUAAUUUUUCACGUGCCUCACCCGCCCUCGGUUAUUGCCCCCCCCUCUGGGAUGACUCUCACCCAGUAGAGUCGCAUUAUGGCCCUGUGCCUGUCCAGUUGUUCUGCGCUGUUUCGCCGGAAGGUGUUGAUUUCCCCUCAUGUGGAGAGGGCUGGAUUGAUGGAAGUGUCGUUGAAGGCCACUGGUCGUCGUCCGGCCGGUGCUCGCCACUUUUCCAAAACCUGGAAACAAUCCCAGAAUCAGGACCAAAAACAAACCUCGUCUCGUCGCAGCACAUUCGGCUCCCGACUCCGUUUCGCGCUCCGCAACACCAAAGUCGAAUGGUACCCCAUCCCCGUCGGUCUAGGUAUCGGCCUUCUCGGCCUGCUGCAGUUCUAUAAGGCCCAGCGGGCUGAAAGAGAACGAGCUGAGCGAGAGGCAGCCGGAGAGCCUUUCGACUUCCAAAAUGCCUCUGCUCGUCCCAAACAUCGACUCAGCGGACCAUGGCAGGUCCAGAUUAUGUCCACCUUGCCCCUUAAAGCUAUGUCCCGACUCUGGGGUCGUUUCAAUGAAAUCGAAUUGCCCUACUAUUUCCGUGUUCCCGGCUUCAAGUUGUACUCCUGGAUCUUUGGCGUCAACCUUGACGAGGUCGCCGAACCCGACCUUCACACGUAUCCCAACUUGGCCGCGUUCUUCUACCGUCAGCUGAAACCCGGUGUUCGACCUUUGGAUCCAGAUACCCGUGCUAUCAUCUCGCCUUCCGAUGGAAGAAUCCUGCAAUUCGGACUCAUUGAGCGGGGCGAGGUUGAGCAGGUCAAGGGCGUUACUUACAGUUUGGAUGCCCUUCUGGGAUCUGCCACUCCAACCCAUGCGGACCACACCAAGACUUUCACCGACCAUCAGACCGAGCCGACCCAAAAGAAUGAGGCUAAGAUGCUGGCUGAUGAGGAAUUUGCCGAAAUGAACGGUAUCUCCUAUACGCUACCAACUCUACUCGCAGGCGAACCGGGAGGCGCACGGAAACGCUCAGCCUCGAUGGACGCGUCUACUACUUCCAAGGUUGAUGCUGAAGAAGAGGUGAAGGCUGACUUGGCCCGUGGCGAUGGAACUCCGUGGUACGCCCCGAAGGCAGCCGCCAAUCACGCGCUCUACUAUGUUGUCAUUUACUUGGCUCCUGGUGACUACCAUCGCUUCCACUCUCCUGUGCCGUGGGUGGUAGAGAGCCGCCGUCAUUUCGCUGGCGAACUGUUCUCAGUUUCACCAUAUCUUCAACGCCACCUUCCGGGUCUCUUUACCCUCAACGAGCGUGUCGCCCUGUUGGGUCGUUGGCGUUGGGGAUUCUUCAGUUAUACGCCUGUGGGAGCGACCAACGUGGGCUCGAUCAAGGUCAACUUCGAUGCAGAGCUGCGUACCAAUAGUUUGACUACGGAUACCGCUGCUGACAAAGCUGCCGCCGAAGCCGCAGCGCGCGGCGAGCAAUACCCAGGAUUUGUUGAAGCGACAUACCGCCACGCCAGUCGCACCCUGGGAGGACAUCCUCUUCAGCGUGGUGAGGAGAUGGGAGGCUUCCAGCUGGGAAGUUCGAUCGUGCUGGUGUUCGAGGCACCUAUGGGCACCCGCAAGUCGUUCGAUGCCGGUUGGGAAGAGGGCAAACGCGAGGGAGGCUGGAACUGGACCAUCGAAAAGGGACAGCGGAUUAAAAUGGGCGAGAAGAUCGGAUAUGUGGACAUUCAAAACUAGACUAAGUCGCUUUUGAUUGUUUCUGUAUUAUAGUACUAUAUUUAUUGAAUAGCGAGAAUACUUCGUCGGGCCACCAUCCCCACGAGCUCAUAGAAUAUAUUUUAUUUUCGAGCCGA
Messenger RNA from Aspergillus fijiensis CBS 313.89, 1882 nucleotides. Its product is annotated as phosphatidylserine decarboxylase 1. Bases 126 to 1766 code for a protein of 546 amino acids. Gene Ontology annotation, molecular function: phosphatidylserine decarboxylase activity. Gene Ontology annotation, biological process: phosphatidylethanolamine biosynthetic process. Gene Ontology annotation, cellular component: mitochondrion. The transcript has a single exon. The record is from RefSeq and is a predicted model, not a curated record. Lineage: Eukaryota; Fungi; Ascomycota; Eurotiomycetes; Eurotiales; Aspergillaceae.